UUUCUUUGACAAUUCAGAUGUGGAGAUUUUUACAAAAUAGCAAAUAAUUUGUUGCAGAGAUGGAUGUUCUAAUAGUUCGAAUUCAGAAUAAAAUCAUUGUAGGCAGCUUAAGCUUCAGACACAUGCCUGACAUGAAGUAAAAUUUAUAGGACUUAUCACCUACACAAGAAAUUUUAAGUAUAAAAUAAAUUGGCCUACUUCAGAUGCCUUCUCCAAAACUUGUUUAAAACUGUAGCUUAUAAAGGCCUAUAUAUUGCUGAUGUCACAGUAAGACUAUACUUUAUAGAAGAGGUAUAGUCACAUCACUGGCACACUGAUCAUAAUCAAUACUUAUCCAUAAUGUUUUCUGGAUUUCAGUAUAUGAUGCUAAUGACUCAAUGAGUUAAUUAUGUGUCGGAAUAUUGUUUUAUAUUGUUAAUGCAAAAUGUCCAAAUCUGGAGCUGGUUUAUCAUAUCUGUGCCGCUAUGCACAGCCCAAAACUGUUUUUUCAAGACGCCAUGCAAUGAAUGACCAAAACUUAGAUAUUUACAUCUUAGAAGAUGUUGGAGGUGACUUUAGUGACAAUGGUUCUGAUGAAGAGAAUGAUGAAAGUAAAAACAUCAUUGAUAAAAAUAAUCAUGCUGUUUCAAAUUUCUCUGGCCAAAAUGGUACUACUCACAAAUUACUCAGAGCUAACAACAAUUUUGGUAAAAAUAAACAUGGAUUUGGUGAUUCUGGUGACGAUGCUGAAUUGGAUAACCAAAGUAGUGCUGCUUCAGCUCUUGUACCAUAUGGCAAUGAGGAAGAUCAAACAACUACUAGCUCUGCAAGCAAACUUGAGUCUUUUCCUGACACUGACCAUGAUGAAGUUGACAUGGCUAUAUCUCGUGAUGGCUUGAAAGACAGACCUGAUUUGGGUCUGUCCAGAGGAUCUAUAGAUCAACACAGAAGGAAAAGUGAAGCGGAAAAGCAUGAACAUUUUUCAAAAACCAAAAAUGCAAAAAAUGACAAAUCUGAAGAAGCAGUUAAAUUUACAUGGCUUGAUAUGUUAAUGGGUGUGACUUCAAUCGCCAUAUUUUGCAUUGAUAUAGGAACAGAUAUUGAACUAGCAGCACACUACUUUAGGGAGAGAUUAUGGAAGUAUGGGGCUGUGACAGCAGCUUUAAUUGUGAUUCCUUCCUUGAUUACAUGUUUCCUUGGGCUCCACUGGUAUCUGAUUGAUUACAAGAAAGAACAAAGAGAUAUAGAAAAAUUUAAAAAGGAGAAAAGAAAGGCAUAUACUGUACCAGGAUAUGUGUGGUUUCUGCGUAUUUUUUUUACGUUGCUGAUGUGCGGACCAAUUGUCAGAAUUGUUGAGUAUUUGUACUGUGGUCAUAACAGUCAAAAUAAAAAGUUAUCUGCCAGAGAGCGUAAAAGAUUCCACAGAUUGAUGAUGUAUGAGGAUGUUGAUAGCUGCUUGCUUCGGCUAUUUGAAAGCUUUUUGGAAUCCGCACCGCAGCUUACAUGGCAACUGUAUAUUGCUAUUGACCUUAAACCACAGGAAGAUGCUGUUGGAUCAUCUAUUCGAGCUAUAGCCCUGCUGUCUUCCUGGGGAAGCCUGGCUGUAUCACUUAUGUCAUAUCAGAAGUCUCUACGAAAUUCCCAUGAAGAAAAAGCUAAGAUGAGCAUCAUCAGUCUCCCCUUUUAUUUCAUAUGGAGAGCCAGCGAGAUUGGAGGUCGUGUCCUGUGUAUCGCCAUGUUCGCCUCAGCUUUUGACCUUUGGGUGUUUGGACCACUAAUUUUUCACUGGGUUUUCAUGUCCAGCUGGUUGGUUGUACAGAAGACGACAUUCUACAAAAAUGUCUGUCUGGAAAAAGUCUUCAAUAUCAUCUGCGGCUACGUCAUGGUCUUCUGUUUUCUCAACCUACGAGAAGGCCAGACGAGAUUCCGUGUCAUUUUGUUUUAUUUUAUUGUCUAUGUUGAGAACUUCUUUAUGCUGGCUCUGUGGUUUAAAUUCACCAAAGACUUAGGGGCUUGGUUUCAUCUAUGGGGCUUCAUCGUAGUUCUGAUCCUGUUCGUGUUUCAUGUUGUCUUUCAGUUGUUGUAUUACUGGUUUUUCCACCCCACGAAAAACAUCAAGAUGUGUUUGCCUUGUGACCGGUUUGUUCUCUACAGCUCCAUCUGUCAUGAUCUCCAGCCACAUGACGACAAAUCUGCUGAAGUGAACCAUACUGUUGCAGAGAUAAUUGUUGAUGAACCAAAGCCAGCUAAUGUAAAAAAUCAGGAUCUUGUGUCCCAAGUAUAAUGUUAAUUAACUUUGUGUAAUUAGACCAAUUAUUAAAGUUAUUAGAUAGCUUUUUUAGCUUAUGGCACAAAUUAAAUAUUUCUAAACACGAUGUUAAAAUCAACUUAGUCUACACUUUAAUGUUACUUAAAAUUAUAAGAUUGUUUUUUAUCAUUACUAUUAGAAAACAGUUAAUGUAAUUCUAAUGACCUCUAGAUAAAACAAAAGCUUUCAAAGUGUUAAUGGACCAAUUUUUGUUUGUAUAGAUAAAUGGCAGGCAUAAAAUAGACGCUCUAUCAUUGAAAUUUCCAACCCACAGAUCACUUACUCAGUCAGCCAAUAUUUGCUGCACUAUAACCCAUGUUUUGAAAAAGAAAAAAUGAUAUUCAAAGUUAUACUCAAAGACUGACAUAAUCUUGGGCAUUCUUAUUAUUCAUACUCUAAUGGGUGAUUUCUUUUUCCUUUCAUAGAACAUACAACAAAAAUGUUCUGGUGUAUAAAAUUAUGAUUCAUGUUGUUCAAGUAAUUGUUCACUUCAACUUUAUGUCAAUUUAUGUUAAGUAAGUAAUGUUGAUGUAAUCAUGUAAGCUAAUGUAAACAGCCACGGUUAAUAUGAAGGUUGUAGCAUGUAGAUAAUGUGUGUACAUGCUGUGUGUACAUAGAUCUGCAAAAUAUAUGGAGAUCAGCUUAAAAAGUUGGAUCAUGAACUGAUUAACUUGUAGAAAUUAAUUUGUAUGCUUUUUUUAAACAUAAAAAGAUAGCUAUUAACUUUAUUAAUGGAAGUUUAUUGUUUACCAUUUAUUCACAACGAAUCAAUAGAAAUUAUAUACCUAAAACUGGAGAAAAAUAUGGUAUCUAUAAUGACUUUUGUAACCUUUAUCACAUUCUAGUUUUAUAAUACUAAAGUUGUUUU
This is a messenger RNA of Physella acuta, 3155 nucleotides long. Its product is annotated as XK-related protein 6. Gene Ontology annotation, cellular component: plasma membrane. Lineage: Eukaryota; Metazoa; Mollusca; Gastropoda; Physidae. Gene Ontology annotation, biological process: apoptotic process involved in development; phosphatidylserine exposure on apoptotic cell surface; engulfment of apoptotic cell. The record is from RefSeq and is a predicted model, not a curated record.